Messenger RNA from Cherax quadricarinatus, 7386 nucleotides. The record is from RefSeq and is a predicted model, not a curated record. Lineage: Eukaryota; Metazoa; Arthropoda; Malacostraca; Decapoda; Parastacidae.
GAGUUGCUCAAUGUUUGUUGGUGUUUACGCGGGGCCGAGGAUGAGUCCAUCCUGCCUGGCUAUUAUUGCGUGAUAUAUCCUGCCCUCGUCUCUGACACUCACAUGAUACAUACGCCAACACCUUCAUAAACAUUUUCGAGUAAAAUGAAAGAAAAAAUAAGCAACGAUUUGUCGUACAUAAAAGCAGGCUACCGGAGUGACAAAUGGAAGUGGGUGCUCAGUCUGCCAGUAGUCAGUGGUGGUGGUGCACCAGUCAGCAGUUUAAAAGAAUAUAAAACCCCUGAUUCAUGUGGAUCUUCGGUAAAAGGGGCUUCACCUGACAUUGUUAUUAACGAGAAGAGUAUAACAGAGAACAGCGAUCACCCUGAUACAGCCGAUCUACUUGUGAAGAAUAAUGGGCCAAAUUGUUUUUUGUCCAGUUCUAAACCCUUCUCAGAAGAUCAGCUGACAAAAGAACAAAUUAUGAAAACAUUUGGAAUGGACAAAUGCCCAAAGGCUCUUCCUUGCCAAAAAAGAUGUUCAAGCAAUCCUUGGUGCCUAGCAGAUUUGGGGAGUGGAACAGGAAAAGAAAAAAUUCGUCCUACAGAUCAACCUCGAGACCCCAACAAACCAGUUGGGCUCCAGAAUACAGCAAAUACAUGUUGGAUUAAUUCAGCUCUCCAAGCUCUGUUUCAGCUCCCUAAGUUCAGGAAUGUCAUCAAUGGUGUUGAAGGAUUUGCUGGUGAGGAGAGUCUGUCCUGCAUGUUGUACCUGCUUCAGGCCAUGUUUGUUGAAAUGGACACCCAUGCUAAUAAAGCUAUAGCAUGUAGUCCUGGUAGUGUAUUUGAAAAAAUGGGACUUUUUGCAACUCAAGAGAUAAUGCGCAAAGAUGCGGACCAUGAGGUGCUCAAGUGUGUAUCUGAGUUCCUGGAAAACACCAUUGAUACACUAAUAGCUGAUCCUAGAUUGGGUUCAAAGCUCAGUCCACUUUUCAACACUAAUCUAAUGAGGUUGGCAAGGUGGAAGUGUCCUACAUGUGAAACUGAACAUGAGAGCCAUUUGGCACCUGCCACAUCUUAUACCAUGGCUGCCUAUGUUAGUGGUGAUGAGUGUCCUCUUGACCAGUGCCUUGUGGAUCUGCAAACUGAGACUCAGACUGGGGUGUCCUUAGUGUGUGGUUCUGACAGCAACAGUCCAGGAGGAUGUGGGGCAAGGGUGAAAGCAGAUCGCAUUGUAACACCAAAAAUUCAGACUUUACCAACCAUUCUAGUCAUCAGGAAUAAUAGCCUUAUGGAUCGUGACCUGAAGCGGCGUCUGCAUGUGGUGUACCCUGAAACCCUCGACUUGACAUCUCAUACACUGAAUCAUGUAGCGGCAACAUAUACACUCUCUGCUGUGAUCUUUCAUCAUGGUCAUUGGGUAAAACAUUUCUCAGCUCAUGUGAAAACUCAAAAUAACAAAUGGUACAACUUCAAUGACGAGCAAGUGUCGGAAUUGACAAACCGAUCAACGGCGGGGAACCCUCCAGAGAGUCACCGCAACUACUUUAGCAUAGCAAAUGUGGCCAAUAAGUACAAGCAUCGCUCAGGACUAAGAGUGUCAAGAGGAGCAUUCGUGUGGAUUUACGUGCGGAGUAAUACCGCCGAAGAAGAAAUUGCUCGUGUGUCACCACCUGAAUCAGUAGUUGAAUAUGUUCUUCAAAAACAAGAAGAGAGUAUGACUGUCAACCACCAACGACAAGCAGAGAUGAAGAAGGAAAAAGAAGAGCUUCUUUCCCAGCUAGCUGUAUUUGACAUGUCAGAAGAGUUUUCUCUGAUCUCGGAGCCUCUCCUAAGUGCCUGGUUUAAUGACGACGAUCUUAAGUACACUCCUCAGCCAUCAGUCCUUGCCCAAGCACUCUGUGACCAUAAACUUUUCAGUCCACUCAAGUUUCACAUGAUUAAGUGUGUAAGAACAGAAGGGGUAAAGGCCCUGUUGAGUCAUCGGUCUGGGAUUCAUGAAGAUGAUACUCUAGUAAAGUUAGGUAUGCCACUGUUCUUACCAUCAGAAUCUGGCUGUUGUAAACAGUGCAUUAUUAAAGCUGUUAACCACAUUUUAUUUAUAGAAAAAGUUAAGGCACUUCACAAGCAAGCCAAGAAAGAAGCUCGCAGAGAACAUGAAGGACCAACUCAAGUGAUUGGAUUAGAAACACUGGAGUUUUGGCCAAGGUUAGCAUUAAGUGCCUAUGUGAAAGAAAAUGGAAUUGAUUUAGAAGGUGAAGAAGAGGAAAAUGGAAUGGAGAUAAGCAAGAAAAAUGAGGAUAAUGUUAAGAAUGAAGAUGAAAAUAUUGAUAGUGAUACAAAAGUUGACAGUUCUCAUGUAAAUGGUAAUGGUUGUGAAAAAACUGACAUUAAACCAAAAUCAGAGGGGAUGGUGGUGUCUAGCUGUGAUAAAACAAAUUUAGUGCCUGAAACAGAUAGUAUAAUUGCCUGUGAUAGUCGGACAGGAGAUGUAAAUACAGACCUAGAUCUAAAAGAUAAAGCCGAAAAAGAUUUUGGCAACUCGGAAAAAAAAUUGUCUAAUAGUAAAGGAAAUGAAACCAAAGAAGGAAGUAGUGAAUUAACCUUAUUUAAUGAAGAUAUUGUAUGCAGACACAAUCUUCUUUCUCCUACUGCAUAUUCUUCUAAAAUUUCUAACGAGUUGGCUCAAGAAAUAAUGGAACUUUGUGGGGACUCCAUACACCCAGCGAUGUACCAAGAAGAUUUUGACACUUGUCAAGAUUGUCGGCAAUCUACAUCAGUGAAGCCACCUACAUCAUUAAAGCUAACCAUAGUAAUUGAGGCUACCCACACUCAAGCUACCCACAUCAGUGAAGCUACCCGCAUCAUAUCAAAACCUAGUCUCACCCCCGACAAGAACAAUGGAAGCCGGAUGUCAUUGCAUCAUAUGCCAGGAAAGACUUGUAUCCCAGCACCAAGUUUACCUAUGUACCUGGUGUUGGUGUGGGAGGAGGAGUGGAACAUUCUUAAGGAGCUCUACCCACCUGACCACACAAUAACAGCUUCCUUCAGUGAUGCUGGCAUACUACAGACGGUACCUAGUAAGUCUUCAAGCAUUCCAAAGUCUACAGUAUGUAUCAUGGUAAUGCAGUGGUUGAGAAUGCCGACAGCAUGUAAAUUAAACACAGGUUGGGCUAUGGCAUUUGACUGUGAAGACAUUUCGUCUGCCUGGGACUUGUGUGGCAGUAAAGACACACCUACUUUAUUGUGUACCUUAUUUACAGUGCAUGUGACAAAUUUCACUCGUGUGACUCUGGGUGACACAGGUAACACUAACAUGUUGCACUUGUGUGACACAUUAGGUAACACUGACAAAUUACGCUCGAGUGAGGCGGGUGACACAUUAGCUGAUAGUGACCAUAACAUUAAGAUUAAAAGGAGUGGCGAAGGCUUCGUCGUCCAUCCUCUAAUCCCAGUCUGGUCUCUGACCAGUCAGAUUGUUGAUAAUUACCAGCGUGUAGUUCGUGGUAGCUCCCUCACCAUGUCUGCAUCCACUAGCAGUAUGCUGCUGCUGCUGUUGCUGCCACCUGCAUGUCAACAUCAUCACUUCUUUCUGCUUAUUCUCCGCAUGACUCCUCCUGUUGAUACACCUUCAGCAGUGUUGACCGUGACAGGGCCCCCUCCUGCGACGCUGUUUAUCAUUGCUGCUGCUGGUGCAGGUGGUGGUGCUCAUGUCUUGAAUGGUGACACUGCUGGUGCUCACGUCUUGAAUGGUGACACUGCUGGUGCAGGUGCUCAUGUUUUGAAUGGUGACACUGCUGGUGCUCACGUCUUGAAUGGUGACACUGCUGGUGCAGGUGCUCAUGUCUUGAAUGGUGACACUGCUGGUGCUCACGUCUUGAAUGGUGACACUGCUGGUGCAGGUGCUCAUGUCUUGAAUGGUGACACUGCUGGUGCUCACGUCUUGAAUGGUGACACUGCUGGUGCAGGUGCUCAUGUCUUGAAUGGUGACACUGCUGGUGCUUACGUCUUGAAUGGUGGCACUGCUGGUGCAGGUGCUCAUGUCUUGAAUGGUGACACUGCUGGUGCAGGUGCUCAUGUCUUGAAUGGUGACACUGCUGGUGCUUACGUCUUGAAUGGUGACACUGCUGGUGCUUACGUCUUGAAUGGUGACACUGCUGGUGCAGACUAUCCCAAAAUGAGGAUUAAAGUCAUCUCUUCAGAAGAUAUCAACAAAGUCUUUCAGUGGACAAUAGAAAAUAACAUGAUCAAUAGUGACAAAUUCCACCUGCUCAGAUAUGGAAAGAACAAAGAACUCAAAAAGAUAACUAGAUACAAAACACAGGAAGACAAUCUCAUGAAGCAAACGGAACAUGCAAGAAUUUUGGAUUUAAUAAUGUCGACUGACUUAGCAUUUAGAGAACACACUAAGGCAAAUUCUGUAAUAACCAGACACAUGACAAGAUGGAUAAUGAGAACUUUCAAAACAGAAAUAAUGCCCAAGAGUAUGGGUCCACGCAAGAAGCCCAGGCUUGCCGCCCUUGGUGUGGGCGGAGGUGGUAGCGUGGGUGUGGCAGCUAGCAUCACUGGCGUAGGAGGCAGCGCGGGCGUGGGAGGCAGCAGCGCGGGCGUGGGCGCAGCAUCAGGCAGCAGCAGCAGCAGUAGCAGCCAACGUCUUGUGCGAGCCUCCAAAACCUUUUCGUCGACUGACACCCUGCGGGAGGUCCAGAACUUUGUAAGACACUGCCUGUACACUCAUGACGAUCACAGAGCCAUGAUCAACGCUCUAAGAGUCCGUCCAGGGACACCAUUCUACUUCAGAGCAGCAGUGGAAGACAUGGAAAGAGCGGCCGGGGAUGGGGUGGUGGAGUUCAAUGAAAUAGAGGAUGAUUGGUGAGCUGUCGUAGUGUGGCUACUAGUAGUGAUGUAAGAGCAACGACGUGGGACUGCGAGAAGACGUGUAUGAUGCCAGUGUUGCAGGUGGUUGACAACAGCCACCUGUUGCUGACGUAGAAGGCGAUGGUGUCUGUGGUGGUAGGAAUGAGGAGACCCCAGCAUAGGCAGUGGGUCCGCAACCUUAACACCUGCAUCCCAACUAAACACUCAUCCACCUACAUCCCCACGAGCCACCCUGUACACAUGUGGGUUAUGCUAUUCCCCGUGUUACUAGUUCCGCCUCCUUCAUUAUAACUUCAUCUCACCUCGCCUUGACAUUUUACUUUUUUCUUUUUUCUUUCCUAAUGUCUGCCUCUCUCCUGUCACCUCCAUUUCUUCUCCCUCCUUCCACUUCUCAUUUCCUUUCAUUUUUCCUUUACCCCUCCCCAUCCAGUUUUCCUGUCUCGUGACCCUACCUUAACUCUCUCUCUCUCCCCACUCUCCCUCUCCCUGUUCUCCCUCUCCCCACUCUCCCUCUCCCUGCUCUCCCUCUCCCUGCUCUCCCUCUCCCCGCUCUCCCUCUCCCUGCUCUCCCUCUCCCCACUCUCCCUCUCCCCGCUCUCCCUCUCCCCGCUCUCCCUCUCCCCGCUCUCCCUCUCCCCGCUCUCCCUCUCCCUGCUCUCCCUCUCCUCCACCUACUUCUCCUUUCUUACAAUUGCAAACUUUAGAAAACAAUACUGUUUAACUUUUUUAAAUAUAUUUUGGAUGACAUGUGUUACUAAAAUGAAGUUUGUUCAAUAUGAAAUUUUAAUUUUUUUUAGUCGAUAAUGUUUUUUUGACGAACAUUUAGUAGUGAACGAGUUUAAAUUUACCUCUCAUCAUCUAUUAAAAGCUGACACAUUGUGUUUAUGAUAUUUUAUUUAUUAGUGUUUAUUUUUUUUUUUUUUUUUUACCUUUUGACCUUUAGACUGAAUUUAUUCGACAGUGCCACUCUCCCCGUGAGUGAGGAUGCCGCCAUAUUUAUCACAGUUAAAUGCAUUUAUUACAAGCAGUAGUAAAUAUUGGUGUGUGAGACAAGUUAUCAUAUGUGGCUAGUUGAAAAACCUCACUCAGAGUAGUGUUAGGUUGUAACCAGACCUAAAGUCACUAGUUAUGGUCACCACGUUGUGGUGGUGUGUGAGGCUGCACUAUACCAGGUUGUCAGUGACUGCCUCUCACCAGCACCACUAGUCUCUCACACCGCUCUCUACCCAUCAUGUCCUCUUGUAAUUAUCUAACAGUAAAAUGCCCUGUAAUGAUUUGUUUUGUUAGAUUUUGGGAGUCCUGCCCUUGUUCUGCAGUUGAUACCUGAUGUUGCAGGUAUUGGUAUUUUGUGUAAGCUUUUCCUGGUUUUAAAAACACCGGAAUUUUAAUUUCACUGAUAAACCACCUUUAUUAUGCGGCCUUCUGAAAAAAAAAAAAAGUGAUCUUAGGUACAAUGUUUAUUUUUUUGUAGCAAUUAUGUUUAUGUUUCAGAUCUUAGUGGUUUUUUAAUUGAGCAUUCAUGGCUUUAUAUAACGUUUACACUGCAGUGAUAUAUAUUUACAGCUUAUCAGAAAGCUUUGCAGUCACUAUGCUUAAUAAUUCACAUUAUUGUGGGAAUGUGACACAUUUGGUCCAGUAUGGUAAAAGCUCACUGCAGCAAGCGAAGCAGAAGCUAAUAUUAGCAGUUCGUAAGUAAAAAUGCAAAAUGGUUUAUAUACACUACAACCCCAUCAUUAUUAUAUCACUGGUAUAUAAUACCGACAGGUUGGUGAAUUGGGCACAUGUGUAACACCCUGUCAUAUCAUUAUCUUAUAGAUGUUUCACCAUGUAGUGGAUUUAUCAGUACAAGCCACUGGUUGGCAAAACGUCUACAAAAUAGAGAUACCCAGGUGUUGCACAUGGGUCUAAGUCACCUACCUUACCACUGUCGAGCACCACUUCUGUGUCGCCACGUCUGCUGUGAGCUGCACCUCCUGAUCUUUUUCCCCAUGUACUACAGCCAAUGGUCUGUGUCUCACGCUGUUUCACAUAUCACAGUCAAUUAGUGUCUCGUGUGAUGUAGCUGAUAUCAAGCAGUGACUUAGCUUUCACAGUAUGUGUUCCAUUUAGCUUUUAUUAAUGUUCUUAAUGUUCACUUAUAUAGUCUUAAGGAUAUUUUAUUUUCAAUUAUUAUGUUAAUGCCAUUAGGUUAAAUUUAAGGUAAAUUAAAUUAUUCAACGGCAUUAGUUUCAGUUCAGUUAAUUAAAAUAUUGCAUAUUUUGGCACAAAGAAAACUUUGCUUUUGCUGUCGGUGAAUGAUUUUGCUGUUAUAAUUUUGAGUAAUUAUUUCAAACCAUCAAGCAAUGAGUAAAGAAUUUCGAUUUUUUUUUUUUUUAAGUUAUUGUACUGUAUUUGGGAAUAACACCAACAGUAUUGUAUUUAGGAGUAACACCAGCUCUCUAUUGUAUUUGGGAGUAACACCAACAGUCUGUCGUAAUUGGGAAUAACACCAGCUGUAUUAAACUGUGCUCUGAAUAAAUAUAUGCAUCCA